Molecule: messenger RNA, 1635 nt
Organism: Neogale vison (American mink)
Lineage: Eukaryota; Metazoa; Chordata; Mammalia; Carnivora; Mustelidae
Gene: CHCHD3
Product: coiled-coil-helix-coiled-coil-helix domain containing 3
Exons: 10
Coding region: 168-848 (226 amino acids)
Biological process (GO): inner mitochondrial membrane organization
Cellular component (GO): mitochondrion; MICOS complex
Source: RefSeq, a predicted model, not a curated record
GAGGCGGGAGCGGAGGACCGGCGCCUUCUCCUUGCUUCUUGGGGUCGUGGCCUUGCUCCCGCCGUGCGAGGAAAAGGUUCGGGCGUGUCCACGCGCGUGUGUGCGCGUGGGGCCUGAAGUGCUCGUGCGUCCGGGCUAGGUCUCUGCGGGGGGCUGAAGCAGGAGCCAUGGGCGGGACCUCCAGCACCCGCCGGGUCACCUUCGAGGCAGACGAGAAUGAGAACAUCACCGUGGUGAAGGGCAUCCGGCUUUCGGAAAAUGUGAUUGAUCGCAUGAAGGAAACCUCCCCAUCUGGUUCGAAGUCUCAGCGGCAUUCUGUUUCUGAUGAAGAACUGAAGAGAAGAGUGGCUGAAGAGCUGGCAUUGGAGCAAGCCAGGAAAGAGUCUGAAAACCAGAAACGACUAAAGCAAGGCAAAGAACUAGAACGAGAGAGGGCUUUUGCUAAUGAGCAGUUAACCAGAGCUAUUCUUCGAGAGCGGAUAUCAAGUGAAGAAGAACGAGCCAAGGCAAAGCACCUGGACAUUGAAGACAAAGCUAAGCAGCUGGAAGAGAAAGAUCGAGUGAUAAAGAAGCAGGAUGCAUUCUACAAAGAACAGCUGGCUAGACUGGAGGAGAGGAGCUCAGAGUUCUACAAAGUCACCACUGAACAGUAUCAGAAAGCAGCUGAAGAGGUGGAAGCAAAGUUCAAGCGGUAUGAAUUUCAUCCUGUCUGUGCUGAUCUGCAGGCCAAAAUUCUCCAGUGUUACCGCCAGAACACCCAGCAGACCCUCAGCUGCUCCGCUCUGGCUGACCAGUACAUGCGCUGUGUCAAUCAGGCCAAACAGAUCAAGCCACAAGAGGAUAAAUGAGAGACUAUGAUACUGGGACAUGGUCUGAUCUGACUCUUGCAUCAGCAUGCUUGAAAAAGGAGGAUAAAGUCAACUUUUAGAAGAAGCAGAACUCCUCAACGUUAAUUCCAGAGGCGGAACAUUUUUUUUUUCCUAGUAAGAAAGUAACCCAUUUAAGGAGAAGACGAUUAAAGAGAAGCACCAAAGAGCAGAUGCAGCCGAAGCGUAUCCCAGUUUGAUCAGCUGCAGUUUGAAAAGCCAAGGCCUAGAUCAGGUAUCAGCCAGCAAGGACACACUGCAGUGUUAGUCAGCCCUGUUCACGAUGAUUAAAAGAGAAAGGCAGCCCUCUCCACCUAUCUGACUUUCUAUUCAACUUUCUCUUCUCACCAAGCUCCAGGGUUGGGUGAAUCUUCAUUCCAGCAGAGCUGGGGUUGGGGGUUGGCAUGGGGGCUAAGGUAAUUGGAACGGGGUUGGGGAGAGGGCACCAAACCUCCCAUUUCAGCCCAGCAGGGCUCAGUGCAGUCUUCUGGGCUCUGGUGUGUUGAUUUUCACUUUUUUCUUUUCUCCCCUGACUACAUAAGAGCUACUUCAUUUUAACUUAUUAUGGUGAUCAUAUAAGUAAGACAAAAAGGAGAGAAAAAAUGUACCUCUUUUACUGGAAUAAUGUUUAUGAUUACAAGUGAAAUAAGGCAUUUUUUAUCAACAUAAAGGCAACCUUGGCUUAUACAACCUCUUCUCGAUCAUGAAUACUGACAUCUUUACUGCACUCACUAUCAAUAAUAAAUAUAUUUUCCGAAGAAGACUGGCA